AUGCCCUCGUGGCUUCUCAGAAUGCUAGAGAAAGGCCCAGCAGCGACAAAAUUGAACACCAUUACGACAGAUGGCAAGCUUUUCAAGUGUGAAGUCAUCGAGAAUCAAACAGCGAACGUUAUUCCUGCUCUUUCACAAUUAUGCGAGCAGGAUAAAUCUGUACAGCGUGCUUUCUUUUGUAGCGCCGCCGUUCACCAUGUAACCAAAAUGCCUAGGGAAGGGGGUUUCUGCGGAUACAGGAAUAUUCAAAUGCUUAUAUCGUAUAUAAGACAAAGUCAAAGCCUGGGAUACGAACACUUUCCUAGUUUGCCCUCGAUAUUUCAAUUACAAGACAUGAUUGAGCGUGCCUGGGAUAUGGGAUUCAACAGUGAGGGAAGGCAGGAAACUGGAGGUAUCAAAGGUACCAGGAAAUAUAUCGGUACCUCUGAGGCUCAAGCCCUGCUUUUAAGCCUCGAUAUACAGUGCAAAGCAACCAGCAUCAGUAAAACGAACGAAAUGACCGCUUACAACAACUUGCUCUCUCACAUCGCUGCGUAUUUUAGAAGUGCUUGUCCCUUAGAUACAGACAAAAAGGUCAUCUUAACGAGCCUACCGCCCAUCUAUUUCCAACACCAAGGCCAUUCUCUUACCAUCGUUGGCUUUGAGAUUCGCGACGAUGGAAGCGCUAAUCUCCUAGUCUUCGACCCGUUCAACAAGGCACCAUCUGCAGUUCUAAAUACCGCUGGAGCAAAACCAAAGCAUACUGAACCCGCUCGACUACUGAAAGCGUACAGACGAGACGUAAAUUACCUACAGAAGCACAAGACCUUUGAACUUCUCCAGUAA
Molecule: messenger RNA, 825 nt
Organism: Aspergillus ochraceoroseus IBT 24754
Lineage: Eukaryota; Fungi; Ascomycota; Eurotiomycetes; Eurotiales; Aspergillaceae
Product: C78 family peptidase
Exons: 4
Coding region: 1-825 (274 amino acids)
Source: RefSeq, a predicted model, not a curated record